Messenger RNA from Symsagittifera roscoffensis, 669 nucleotides. RefSeq lists its product as uncharacterized. Gene Ontology annotation, molecular function: hexosyltransferase activity. The transcript is spliced from 3 exons. The record is from RefSeq and is a predicted model, not a curated record. Lineage: Eukaryota; Metazoa; Xenacoelomorpha; Acoela; Convolutidae. Gene Ontology annotation, biological process: glycosphingolipid biosynthetic process. Bases 1 to 669 code for a protein of 222 amino acids.
AUGGGUACAAUUUUGGAAGGAUUUUCGUCACAGUUGAACUACGACAACCAAAAUACAUUAGUGCAUAUUAGCGACAUUAUGCGAGUAGUGUUGCUGUAUAAAUUUGGUGGCUUCUAUCUCGACUUUGAUACAAUAGUCAGGACCGAUUUGAGAAAGAUCAAAAAUAGCAUCGGCCUAGAAGGUUAUGCUAAGCCAACAAACGACUGCAAACUGGCUAUGGACCAGUUCGAUGAUCUGAUCAGCAACGGAGUGAUGCAAUUUGAAGCCGGAAACCCUUUCUUGCAACUUUAUUUGGAAGAAGUGAAGCAAAUAUAUAGACCCAAUUUGGGCUGGUUUCACAUUGGACCGGUUGGAAUGAGAAGAGCUGCGAACCGAUUGCUGAAACGAGAUCCAAACGACGCGGCUCAUAACUACACCAGUCCGACACUCACCAUUUUGCCCUCUUUUGUAUUUACGUUCAUGCAACGAUGGAAAGCAGCUACCAAUUUUUUCGACACAAACAACGAUGCUGAAGUUUGGGAGGAGUAUAUGCGGUGCGGUCUUGUUUUGCACUUGACAGGCUGGGAAUCAAAACAAAUGGACGUUACUGGGGACCCUAGGAAGGACAUUUACUCUUAUGUUGGCCCGACAAUGUGUCCUUUAGCUUUUACCCAUUUGAAAAGCUUCUAA